Molecule: messenger RNA, 667 nt
Organism: Prunus dulcis (almond)
Lineage: Eukaryota; Viridiplantae; Streptophyta; Magnoliopsida; Rosales; Rosaceae
Exons: 2
Coding region: 215-598 (127 amino acids)
Source: RefSeq, a predicted model, not a curated record
AUUCUUGCUUCCCCUUGUCUUCAUCGCAAAGAGUCAACGUUGACACGAUAGCUAAGCCCUACACCUGCUGGGCUGUAUGAGAGCUGGGUAUAGGACUUGGCUGUGCAUUCCCAGCCACUUGUUUACACAAAAUUCAACAACUAGGAUAUUUCUAGCAUUCACUGGACACGGCAAUAUCCUCUGCUAGGCAAGGUUCUGCUUUCUACCUCCGACGAUGAAUGGUUUUCCAGCAAAGUUUAUGCUGGUUAUUGCAGCACUAGUGUUGCUUCUCAUGGGGGAGUUCCAAGCAACAUGUGCUUUUCUUCGCGCUGAAGCUGAUCAAGGUAUUGUGAAGAGUACUUUGUCGCAUGUUGACUGUACAAGAGAUGGCUUGAGAAAGAUAAAUACUGGAAGAAAAGAAGGUAGCUUUGGAUCAUGUCAAACUGACAUUUUUGGCAAGAAAAUAGUGACCAUCCGACGCAACCUAAGACCAUUGAAAGGGCCCAAGCCACCUUCUCCCACCAAAAACUUCCCUCCGCACUUCCGACGUCCUGAUCUGCCUCUUCCACCGUCACCACCUCCACCAUCAUUCAACGAUACUUACUCUCCGGAAUCCUAAGUAAUGUUACACAGUACUGCAUCAUUUGGUAUACAAAUUUGAUGAAUAAAUUUAGUGCGUUUAGCAUUA